UUAUAGCUAGAACAAAGAUUGGAAGUUUGGGAGAAGCCCAGUAGGAGCUGGACAUACAAGCUGAUCUUCCUCUCACUGAGUUUAUCAGAACCUGGUUUAUGAUUAUAAUGGAAUUUAUGCUAAAUAUGAAAGCUAUUAGGGUUAUUGUGUUAAUGAUGACUCUUCAUCAGUUUGCGCUAGUUUCCACUCAGGAGUGUCCAUCCACUCAUGAUCUGCUGAACUCACUGCGCCAAGUAGAGAAGAUGUUAGCCGUACAUGAGACAUCAUACCAGCAAGGUGUACGUUCCCUGAGGAAGAAGAUUAGUGCGCUGCACAACAGCACCAUGGCCAUCUUUAAAAUGGGUAAAAAUGCAUCUUGUCCUAAGCCUGACCCCCCAUCAAACGGCCGUAGGCUGGGCAGAGUGUUCGGUGUGGGACAUGAGGUCCACUUCCUAUGCAGACCCGGUUAUGAGCUGAUAGGCCCCCGAACUCGAGUGUGUCUAGAGACUCUGAAGUGGAGUGGCCAACAGCCUAUGUGCAGAGAACUCAACAGAACCACCAACUCCCUGGCUUCCUUCUCUUCAGCCGUGUCCUCCUUUGCUACCUCUGCUGCCUUAUCUGCCUCCUCUUCGACAUCCUCCCCUUUUCUGGCCUCCUCCCCAACAUCCUCCUCUCCCUCUUCCUCUAUAAGACCUUCUAAUUGCACACAUUUCCUGGGCUCAACUCACUGUACCUGUGAUGUUGGUUUCACCAUAUCAGGCCGCGACAAUAACAUCUGCACAGAUAUCGAUGAGUGUCAUCUCUUUCCCCUCGCACAACCUGGUCGUCUCUGCAUUCAUCAGUGCAUAAACACACCUGGAAGUUUUCACUGUGUUUGCCCUAGCGGCUACAGCUUGGCCAGAGAUGGGCGCAGCUGCACAGAUAUUGAUGAAUGUGAAAACCAUUCACACAACUGUACAGCUGACCAACUGUGCGUUAACACCUUUGGGGGUUUCCAGUGCGUGACAGUGGAAUGUCCAAAGACGAAAAAUGCCAGUUACGUCAAGACGUCUCCAAUGCGCUGUGAGAGGAACCCAUGUAUGUUCGGGGACCGGACGUGCAACCAAGCUCCAAACUCCAUCUCCUUUCACUUUCUCGCUGUGGUUUCAAACAUGUCUGCCCCUCGCGUCCUCUUCAGGGUGUCUGCAGCCCGUGUGCUAGGAGAUACUCUGCGAUUUGGCCUAGGUGGUGGCCACGGCCAAGGUCACUUCAGCGUGCAGCGCUCCGGUCGGCAGACCGGGACCCUUCUCCUGGUAACACCUAUCAAAGGCCCGGCCACGUUGGAGGCGGAGGUAGAAAUGAGUGAGCUGGAGCGCAACACCCUGCUAGGCCGCUAUCUUACCAAGGUCACCCUGUUCGUGUCCCCUUACAUGUUUUAGAGGGAAAAACAAGUGAGAAGUGUCCACAGAACCAGGGUUAGGCAAUCUGUUUGAUGCUACAGUAUCCAAGUGUGAUUUAGUGUGAUACUAAGACCUUAAUUAUCAAAGACAUUAUAUUAUAUUCAUUUUUCACAUUUUAACAUUUACCUUUCCAAACAAUGGAAAACUAAAGUACUGUGGAGUCCCCUGACUUGAAAAAGUUCUAUUUACGUACAGGCAUGUUUCCCAAACGAGGGUAUGCUACCCCUAGUGGUCUGUGGGGGUAUUGCGAUGGGUACAUGAAAGUAUUUUCUUAGGUAGUAAAAUAAAAUAGGGUAGAACCCAAUUGAAAAAUUAAACAAGAAAAGGAUGUUUUUCUUUGAGUUAAGUUUCAGCUGUGACACUCAUCAAAACCAAGCAGAGGAACAUCCUGGAUGUAGAGAACAGCCUGGUAUCUGCCGUUUUUCACACUGAGCUAUUGCAGUUCAUCAAACAAGCUCAGGUGCCUUUAUGAAACAAAUAAAAUUAAUGAAGUCAGUCUGACU
This is a messenger RNA of Cyprinodon tularosa, 1921 nucleotides long. RefSeq names its product fibulin-7-like. The record is from RefSeq and is a predicted model, not a curated record. Lineage: Eukaryota; Metazoa; Chordata; Actinopteri; Cyprinodontiformes; Cyprinodontidae. Gene Ontology annotation, molecular function: calcium ion binding. The transcript has 7 exons. Bases 99 to 1397 code for a protein of 432 amino acids.